CCGCGCCGCUCUCCGCGAGCUGGAGGAGCCCCGCGGCGCCGACCCCGCCUCCUAUUGUCGCUGCGGCUGCAGCGCCUCGACAAUAGCGGCGCUGGGAGCGCUACGCCUGACCGCUGUCAGCGCUCCUCCCCCGGGGCCGAGCGAAAGGGGCGUCGCCGCCGCCGCCAUGGCCGGUUGUUGUCAGUCGCUGGCAGCGGGUUAUGGCGACGGCGGUGAAUGAAUUCUCCGGGAGGCAGAGGGAAGAAGAAGGGCUCAGCCGGCUCCAGCUCCGCGCCUCCCGCCGCCGGGGCCUCUCCCUCCGCGCCGUCCGGGCCGGCUCCCCCCGCGCCGCCGGCGGGGGCGGCAGCGGCGGCAGCGGCGUCCCCGCACAAGCGGAACCUGUACUACUUCUCGUACCCGCUGUUCGCCGCCUUCGCCCUGCUCCGCUUCGUCGCCUUCCAGCUCGGGCUGCUGGUCGCCUGGCUCUGCGAGCGCCUCUCCCGCGGCGCGCUCAUGGCCGCCAAGAGCAGCAGGGCCGGCGACGCGCCCGAGCCCGGCGGGGCGGCCGAGCGGGUGCGGGCGUGCCAUAAACGGGCCUUCGAGUGCAUCUCCAUGGCGCUGCGCAUCGACGAGGACGAGAGAGCAGGACAAAAGGAACAAGCUGUUGAAUGGUAUAAGAAAGGAAUUGAAGAACUGGAAAGAGGAAUAGCUGUCUUAGUUGUUGGUCAAGGUGAUCAGUGUGAUCGGGCUCGACGUCUGCAGUCUAAAAUGAUGACAAAUUUGGCAAUGGCCAAGGAUCGCUUGCAGCUUUUAGAGAAGCUGCAGGCAGAUUUGCAAAUUUCCAAGCCGCAAAUGGAGGUCUAUAAUGACAGUACUAACCUGGCAUGCCGCAAUGGACAUCUCCAGUCAGAAAGUGGAGCAGUUCCAAAAAAGAAGGAUCCCUUAACACACUCAAGUAAUUCCCUUCCACGUUCAAAAACAGUUGCAAAAACUGGAUCCACAGGCCUUUCAGGCCACCAUAGAACACCUAGCUACAGUGGGAUAUCAAGUGCUUCUGUGUCUAGACCAGCAACAAACACUGCAAGUUCAACUCACAAGGUUGCUCCUAAAAAUAGCAGAACAAAUAAGCCUUCUACUCCUACCCCUGCUGCUCGAAAGAAGAAAGACAUGAAAAUAUUUAGAAAUGUGGACAGUAAUCUUGCUAAUCUUAUCCUGAAUGAAAUAGUUGAUAGUGGGCCAGCUGUCAAAUUUGAUGACAUUGCAGGGCAGGAACUGGCUAAACAAGCUUUGCAAGAAAUUGUUAUCCUUCCCUCUCUUAGACCUGAGUUAUUUACAGGACUUAGAGCUCCUGCACGUGGAUUGUUGCUCUUUGGACCACCAGGAAAUGGGAAGACAAUGUUGGCCAAAGCAGUUGCUGCAGAAUCAAAUGCUACUUUCUUCAAUAUCAGUGCAGCAAGCCUAACUUCAAAAUAUGUGGGUGAAGGUGAGAAAUUGGUGCGUGCUCUAUUUGCAGUAGCCAGAGAACUGCAGCCUUCUAUAAUUUUUAUUGAUGAAGUUGAUAGCCUUUUGUGUGAAAGACGAGAAGGUGAACAUGAUGCUAGCAGGCGUCUAAAAACAGAAUUUUUAAUAGAAUUUGAUGGUGUGCAGUCUUCUGGAGAGGACAGAAUACUUGUGAUGGGAGCAACAAACAGGCCACAGGAGCUUGAUGAUGCUGUUCUCAGACGGUUCACCAAACGGGUAUAUGUAUCUUUACCAAAUGAGGAAACGAGAUUGAUUUUGCUAAAGAAUCUUCUAAGCAAACAAGGAAGUCCACUGACCCAAAAAGAGUUGGCACAGCUAGCAAGAAUGACAGAUGGAUACUCUGGAAGUGAUUUAACUGCAUUAGCAAAGGAUGCAGCACUGGGUCCUAUCCGAGAAUUAAAACCAGAGCAAGUGAAGAACAUGUCUGCCAGUGAGAUGAGAAAUAUUAAAUUAUCAGAUUUCACUGAGUCUUUGAAGAAGAUAAAGCGUAGUUUGAGUCCUCAGACACUGGAAGCAUACAUUCGUUGGAACAAGGACUUUGGAGAUACCACGGUGUGAAACACUACUUUAAGUGGAAUAAAGUGCUGCCUAAGGAGCAGGAGUACAGACUACUGGAAAGCAGCCAAAGUUUACAGGACUUGGCAGAUCUUUGAGUAUCUGCGUUAAAACUUGAGAAUAUGAAAAAAUUAUACAAUGUGAAAUAAAUCCAUCAAAACCUCCUUGCCGUUUAGUGAGGAUUUACACACUGUAAGUAAGAGCACAAUAGGACUUUGGAUAAGAUUCCUACCAAUCUGAUCAUAGUUUGAACAGUAUGCAUAUUCUGUUUCAGUUGGAAGGCUCUGAUGAUAUUGAUCAUUGGAAGACCUUUUCCCUAUGUUGUGUGUUAUUUUUGUUUUUAAUUCUGCCAUGACAUUGAUGUCUGGCUUCCUGAUAACUACUAAUAGUUGGAUUUUUUUGUAACCUUUGGUUCUGCUUUUGUGUUUUUUAUUUUACCUUUAAUGUGCCAAAUAAAACAAAUUCCCUGUGCAAAGAUGAAGAACAGCAUUGGGGGAUUACAGUUAUUAAAAUGUAAAAUGCAGCUGGUCUGUUAUUAUUUGUCUUUUUGUUUAGUUUUAUGUGAGUGCAUUGUUCACGGAACAGUUCUAAAAAAGACCUUUGAUAGCAGAACAGCAAAAAAGAAAAACUACAAAACCAAUUCAAACUGCUUUUUUAAGAAAAUGACUAAAUAAAAAGUAGACUAAGACGUUCAUUUACUGGCAGUAUUUUCUCUUAAUGCAAUUUGUAACGCUUCCAUUGGUAGAAUGUUAGCUUAUGCUUAUGGUGUGCAACUUGAAGACCAGCUGUUUGAGAGAGUAAGUGAUGCUAAUUGUCAAGUUUCAGAAAUGUGUUUCUACUUUGUAUUUUGGUCUGGCUACAGUCAUUGAAAGUGAAAUUUCCAUUGUGUAAUUUUUUUAAUCUACACAUUUAACCUUUAAACAUAAGGCUACAUGUUUAAUACAUUGCGAACAUUAAUGUUUUUAUAGCUUUCAUAUGUUUUGGUUUAUAUAUUAAAGUAUGAAACACUCAACUGAUCUGCUUUUUUUGAAAGAAACUGCAUCUUUGUACAAAUACUUGGAUUUUUAUUAUAUAAAUGACAAGCUAUUAAAAAAAUGUGAGCCUUUAAAUACUGUAAUAAAACAUCUCUGCCUUUACUUCUAAAGGCCUGACAGCGUUUACGAAUUCUGCAUCAAACACUGAGAUGUUUGUAAGGCAGAAUGCUAGUUUCUUGUUAGAACAGUUUUAAAAUUAAAAAGACAACUCUCCCAACUUAAUGAUAUUGCAAAGUUGUGUAUUGUUUACAGUUGUUUUAACUAAAUUCAUUUAUCUGUUUCAUUUUCUUUUGGUUUGAAUGGCACAUUUUGUCCUUUUAACUUUAUUGGAAGGAGUGAGUCUUAAAUAUUUCUGGGACUACUCAUUUGAAAAUUGACUGUAUUUUUGUAUAUGUGAAGAAACAUAACUGAUGCAGUGCAAAUAUAGUAAUACCAAGAGAGGGCUGGGUGUUCCAAAUACCAUGCAGUGAACUAGGCAGCUGAAGCUGUGUAAAGCUUUUGAGAUGUGUGUGUGCAGUAUGCUUGGGAUUUGUAUGUUUUUUUUAAACCAGGGAUGCUUUUAACUUUUUAAAUUGCUUUUUAUUUUAAUAUAAGAAAAGAUUGUGUUACACUAGUAUGCCUUUUGAAACUACUUCUAACCAAACCACUUCUAGCCUUCUAAGGGUAUGACUCUAUCAAAUGUGUGUCUGAUAUAAAUGAAAUGUGAUUUCUGUUACCCUGAACAACCUUCCCAGAGAAGAAAUGCUGAAAGAGUUUAGUUUUUCAGAUCUUAGUCUUGCUUGCUUUGCCUCAAUUCCACCUUCACUUGACUGUCCUUGUCUGAGAUUUCUGGCUAGUGUAAUAUGUAAUUGUCACAGACUUUGUUAAACACAGGUAUUACUGUUUUAUUACCAUGUGCCAAAUAACUAAACAGAUAAGAAAUGCCCUUGGUCUUCCUGUUGAUCAAGCUUGCAAUUUUUUCCUUGAGUUCCUUUGCAAAUGGGAACUCUGAGAUAACACUUCUGUGGUUGUAAGGGUUCUUAAGUAUUUUCUAUCAAACUCAAUUUUGCUUCAUUAAAUUUUGAGGAAUAUAGUGGUAUUAAUUUGGUAUUAAUUUCAAAUGAGUAUUGGCAGGUGACAUUUACCUAAAAUGUAAAGGUAGAACAUUGCAUCUGCUAAAACACCACAAGCAAGCAGCACAAAAGGUCAGAAGCCUGAGCUGCUACCUCAGAAAGGAAAAGAAAAACUGUUCAACUAGAGAGUGUCCAGUAAUGAUUUUUGGUGUCUAUCCUACCUUAAUUGUUUUCUAUGUAAUGGCUGAAUUGAAGCUCUGUGAAUGACUUCUGGAACACAGUAAAAAGAGCUUGAUUUUGUUCAUCUGUUUGCCCCAACAGUUGCUGUAUUUUUUUAGUCCAUAACCAAGUGCCAUUUGGUUCAUAAAUUACCUUUACAUCUCAUUUACAUUUACAGUAUUUCCUGAAUAGUCUCUCUUAAUAAUAAUUCUGUUCCUCUCAGAAUAUUUAAUCAUGUCUUCUGUUUUCUGAUGUUACAUACACUGAGUAAUUUCCAGCUCAGUGGUUUUCAUCUGUGUGCUAGAUUAACUGUGUAUAAAAGCAAAUCUAAAAACAAAGCAGGGAGAGGGGAACCCACAACGCUCAUAUUUUGUACAGAACAUUGCAACUGUAUAUGUCAUAAAAUCAGAUUAUGUUCUAAUACAGUAUCUUGAGUUAGGAUAAGCAGAACAACAGCUUGGAUGCUUUUAACCUUUGUAAAGGUUACGUUUGCAUUAACUCUAAACUGACUUUUUUUUCCCUCCCUGGAUGAAUCUGUCCACUGCUAAUGAAUGACUUGACCCACUUCUUAGAGAUGAUUAGGAAGCAGCUUGUCUAGCUUGCUGCACAUGUUUUUUACUGGCUUAAAAUUAAACUCUUACUGGAGGGAAGGAAAAAAAGUGUUGAGACUGCUGCUUUUUAAAACUAUCUUUUUUUGUGCAUCUUUGCCUGUUUUAUUAAGCAGGAAAUACCUGUUCUGUCUUUCUUUCUGUUGGAGGAGCAAUGUCUUUUAAGGCAGCAGGUUGCUUGAAGUAGUAUAUUUAUGCACUUGCAAGUCUUACCAGUUCUCUUACUUUGUCAGAAUUAUAGAAUUUAAUGCAUUAGGAACAGGCAAAGCUCCCCAAAGCUGCUUAUCAACUGUACUAAAGAAAGUCGGUCAGUGAUAGUUUUGUUGAAUAUGGCCUUGCAACUUGUAUUAUUUAGAUUCCAAAUGUAAUAGUAACACUUGAUAACUGGAACGGAAUCUGAAGUGGGAAGUCCUCACUUCACUAAUUAGAAGCAGAUGCUGAUUUCCCUGUUGGAUUCUUUUGAAUAUGAUUAAAAUGACAGGUUUUUACACAUACAACUUCUGUGACCAUUCAACUUACCUUCCAGUAUAGAAUAAAUUGGUAGCUUUUUCUCCUGUUCUUAACAAGCAAGUUCUAGCUGGCACAGCUGUUAAGUAGUACAUCUUGUGAAAUUUAAGUAUGGGGAAGUCAGAUACGUUGGCAAAUUUAACUGAAGUGUCUGCAACCGAUAUGGAAAGCAGCAUUCUGCUUAGGACUUCCUUAUCCACAUAUGGUGAAAUUUCUUGUGUGCUAGAGUCUUCUAUUGCUUUCCUACAGGACAUGGAUAAUCGCAUAGUUGUGCUUAAGUUUAGCUAUUCUAAUGCUUUAGUGAUGUUUCUGCAUGUGGCAGCUGUGGGAGAUGGCAAGCACUAUUGUAGGUUACAGAUCUUCAUUCAGUGAUAGUCUUAAGCUCCUGUAUUUUUAGUUCUAGGGACUUCUAUUUCUGACAACUGGUAGAAAGGUAACAAGCAGGCAGUAGAGAACAGUUCCCUUAAUCGUGCUUCUUAGAGGCAGUUACCUGUUUCGCUGUUAGGCUCUUUUGAGCUGCUGGUUGGUGUUGAAGGAUGUUGUUUUGCUUGCCUACUUAAGUCUCCAUGGUCAUCCUAAGAGAUGACCAGAUGACCAAUAGAUAAAACUUUAUAAAAUAUUUUCUUUUAAAUACUGUAACUAUAAUUCAAGAGGACAUGGAAGUAAACUAGUUUCCUGCAAAGACAGAAUCAUCUAAAGUACAGGGAAAUGUGUAUUAUAUUCUUCCUACUUCUCUUGUAAAUUACAAACUGUCUUGGUGUAAACUGUUUACUUUGUCAAUAACUACCUCCUCAGUUCAGCAAUAAUUGACAAGGUAGACAUUCCUCCAGUGGAUUAAAUGUAUUGGUUAAAUGCUGCGAGUUCUGUCAGUACCCUUCAGUUUCAUCUUUUUGAUUUGUAAGUUCUUGACAUGAUGUCUGGAAACAGGUGAUUAGUUAUAAGACUUUGUCUUCAUAAGAAAACAUUUGUGAAAGUUCUGUUUCAGAGACUGGCUUUGAAGAAGAUUAACUUCAUAGUUGAUUAAUGCAGAUUUAUUCUUUCAGGAAUGCUAAAGGCCUAGUCUUGGUUCUGCAGGGGUUGUUUUGUUUUUACCAUUUGAAGUGAGAAGUACUUGAUCUAAUGUUUGCGUAACUAUCAAAGGAGCUGAGAAUAUAGAAACUGUCUUUGUCACAAUUCAAAUUUUUAUUCAUGUGAAUUCAUUCAAUGGUUUCAAAAAUCUGAAUUUAAGUGACAAAAGUGAAAGGUGGAGGCGAAUUGCUAUGCCCUACCAUGUUAAAUACAGCGAAUAACUCCAGUUUGGGAUGGGGUUUAUUCUUGUCUUUUGUUGUGUUGAGGGAUUUAUGCUUCAGUGUUCCCUAAAGAACGUUUUCUGAAAUGUUGAACACCGCUUUAUUAAUAAGCAAUGUAAGACAGCAUGAUGAGCAGUCACAUAGCAUUAGCUUCACAAUAAAAUGUUGCAUUCAUCCUUUU
Molecule: messenger RNA, 6945 nt
Organism: Phasianus colchicus (ring-necked pheasant)
Lineage: Eukaryota; Metazoa; Chordata; Aves; Galliformes; Phasianidae
Gene: SPAST
Product: spastin
Cellular component (GO): microtubule cytoskeleton
Molecular function (GO): microtubule severing ATPase activity; ATP binding; ATP hydrolysis activity
Source: RefSeq, a predicted model, not a curated record